Molecule: messenger RNA, 2796 nt
Organism: Dracunculus medinensis (Guinea worm)
Lineage: Eukaryota; Metazoa; Nematoda; Chromadorea; Rhabditida; Dracunculidae
Source: the annotation of a GenBank genome assembly
AUGAAUGAAGUUGUAUUGCUUGAAUCACCACUUUCGACAUAUAUUAUUCGGUCGAAACCUGCUGAGUUAUCAUGUCGAGCACUUUACGCUAAACGAAUACGCUUCAAAUGCAAUGGCUACUGGUUAGAUGAUUCCCGACAUAAAUUACAAGUUGGUAGUGAUCCAGCAACUCAUGUACCUUAUAUGAGAGUCUCAGUUGAAAUAACCCGGCAGGAAAUUGAUUCGAAUGCUCAGUUCGGUGAUUACACGUGCCACUGUUAUGCUUCAGCGGAUUCAGAUUCGCAAGCUGUACGAUCUGAUUCGGCUCGCAUUCGUAUCGCUUACAUCCGAAAACAUUUUUAUCAAGCACCAGUCUCUGAAAAUGUUCCAGAGGGACGAACGUUACAAAUGCAUUGUUCACCUCCUGACGCUGAUCCAAAAGUAGAAAUAUUCUGGUUGAAAGAUGGCAAAGAAAUCGAGAACCAGGCCGAUUCUAAUAUAAUCAUUGCAAAUGAUGGAUCUCUUAUUAUAUCAGCAGCUCGAUUAAAUGAUUCGGGCAAUUACACUUGUGAAGCACGAAAUAUUGCAAAUAAAAGGACCACCGAUCCAGCACAAAUCAUCGUUUAUGUUGAUGGCCAAUGGGCGGAAUGGUCAUCUUGGAGUGGUUCUUGUCGAGUUGAUUGCGGAAAUCUAAAAUCAGAAAUUGAAUGGAGAAAAUCAAAUAGAUUAGAAAUCGAGGGGAUAUGGCCAAAAUUAGUGAGGAGGAGAACCUGUAAUAAUCCCGCACCGAUUAAUGGAGGUGCAUUUUGUCCAGGAGAUGAAGAGGAAACAAAAUUAUGUGAAGUGGACUGCGUUAUUGACGGUCAAUGGUCACAAUGGUCUGCUUGGUCAAGGUGCAGCGAAAAUUGCCAUCGAUUUCGUACUCGAGAAUGUGAUGCACCUCGACCAUUUAACGGAGGACAAACUUGUAUUGGUCGAGACUUAGACACCAAAAAUUGUACUAAAGGCGAAGGAUACUGUAUACUUCAACCACCAACUCUUAUUGGAUAUUCUGUGGAAGCUCAAAUGGCAAUGUAUGCUGGCUUAUUCAGUGUUAUAAUAUUAUCUCUAAUAAUUUUUGUCCUUAUUGGAAUAUUAUUUUGCCGAUGUCGUCGAUGGUGUGGACGUAAAAAGCAAAAUGAUAUUUAUUUUCCGGAAACGAGUGCUCAUGUAAGAACGGUAUUAUUGCAACAACAACAGCAACAAAGAUUGUUUGAUGAUGCGAUGGACUGUGUGAAAAUCGUGCCAAAUGGUAGUGAAUUUUAUACUUUAACUACGACUGCCUCUCCACCUCAUCCAAUUGUUCCAUUGUCAUCAUUAACCUUGAGGUCUAUAAAAAGCGCACAAAGUGGAUAUUCAUCGUCGAAGAAAGUAGCGGGGUCUCGAGCAGCAUUGAUAACCGAAUGUUCAUCAUCGAAUUCAUCAAACGGCAAAACUACUCUAAUAAGAACAAGUUCGCCUGCUUCUGAUGAAAAUUAUGCCACUUUAUAUGAUUAUGUUGGCGAUGUCAACGAGCAUUAUGGUUCAUUAGAUUUGAGUAAUCUCCCUCAAGCAGUUUUGCCAGCUUAUGUCAAUAGAAAUGGUGCAACGCUUGAGCUGAGGAAGAGUGAUGUAUCGUUAUUGGUACCUGAAGGAGCAUUCUCGGAAGAAAAAGCAGUUUUCAUCGCUAUUUCUGAAGACAACAGCGAUCGGCCAAAAUUAUCUGAAGGCGACACAAUACUAAGUGGUGUCGUAAUGAUUGGUUUAUGCGAUAAUAAUGAAGAAGAAACAAUAAUUCAUCGUCCUCUUGUUGUUUCGUUCAAACAUUGUGCAAAUGUUUUUCCGAAAGAUAACUGGAUAUUUAUGGUUUAUACGAAAUCAAAUUUGGCUAACGAUUGGGAAUUAAGCGCUAAACUCGGUGAAGAAAACAUUAAUACUCCAAUUUACUGUCAAAUUUCACUCAACAAGUGUUAUAUCAUGACGGAACAAUUCGGCAAAAUUUUGUUGGUUGGAAGGCCACGAAGAGCGCCGUCUACGAAAAGAGUUCGCAUUGCAGCUUUUGGGCCUUUGUAUGGAAUUUCUAACGAUUUUUCUAUAAGAGUAUAUUGCAUACCAGAAACAGGCAUUUCACUGCAAAAUGUUUUGGCGCAAGAAGAGAAUACUGGAAUUCUUCUUACACAGUUGGAUGAUUUCUUAUUGAAAGAAAAAGGAGCAUUAUGUAUAUGUCUUGAAGAUAUUUCAACUGGCUUGGCUAUCAAACCUAAAGCUCAGUAUUUGGAAAUACCAGAUACUCAUCAUUUGUGGUGUACUCUAUCAGGACUUCACUGCAGUUUAAAACCUGAUAUUCCGGAAAAUUUAUUAGAAAAUUCAACCGGACGGAUAGUUAUUUAUCAAAAAGGCAAUACAGAAAGUCGUCAAGUAUUGCAAUUUGAUAUGAGAAAGACAGCUAGUUGUUGCGAAUCUGAAUAUGACGAUUCAUCUUCGCAUAAUUUCUUGCUGGACUCGAAUACGAGAUGGAAACUUGCUGAAAUAUUUGAUACACCAACUGAUCCUGAAAAAGAUUGGAGAGGUCUUGCAAAGAAACUUAAUUUGCAUCGCUAUAUACAGUAUUUUGCAACAAGACCUGGUUUGUCACCAACUACUUUAAUAUUAGAUUUGUGGGAAGCGGUGGAACUUGGCUCACAACGUGCUAUACUCGAUUUAUUACAAGCAGUUAGGAUAAUGGGUCGUCCCGAAGCUGUCCUUGUUCUUGAAGAUUAUUUGGCACAAUCCAGUCAUUUAUUGUCAAAUAACGAUUAG